AUGUCAGGGUUCUGGGGACCCCCUGCCACGCCGUUCCUGUUUCUGCUGCCGCUGCUGCUGCUGCCGCCCCCAGCCCUGCCGGAGGGACCCCUGGUGUUCGUGGCCUUGGUUUUCCGCCAUGGAGACCGUGCCCCUCUGGCCUCAUAUCCCACCGACCCCCACAAGAACGAUGAGUCCAGACUGUGGCCCCGGGGCCUGGGCCAGCUGACCCGGGAGGGGGUGAGACAGCAGCUGGCACUGGGGCGCUUUCUGCGGAGGCGCUACCAGAACUUUUUGGCACCCGAGUUCCGGCGGGAGGAGGUGUACGUCCGCAGCACCGACUUCGACCGGACGCUGGAGAGCGCCCAGGCCAACCUGGCGGGGCUGUUCCCCGAGUCGGGCCCGGGGCGCCCCGAGUCCGCCUGGAGGCCCAUCCCGGUGCACACGGUGCCGGCGUCGGAGGACAAGCUGCUGCGGUUCCCCACGCGUAACUGCCCCCGGUACCGGGAGCUGCUGCGGGAGGCCACCGACGCCAGCGACUACCAAACGGCCUUGGAUGGCUGGACUGACUUUCUGACUCGCCUGGAGAACUUCACGGGGCUGCACCUGGUCGGGGAGCCCCUCCGCAAGGCCUGGAAGGUCCUGGACACCCUGAUUUGCCAGCAAGCCCAUGGCCUUUCCCUCCCGCCCUGGGCCUCUUUGGAUGUCAUGCGGACCCUAGCCCAGAUCUCAGCUUUGGACAUCAAGGCCCAUGUUGGCCCCCCUAAGGCUGCAGAGAAAGCCCAGCUGUCAGGGGGGAUCCUGCUGGAUGCCAUCCUCAGCAAUUUUUCGCGGACCCAACGCCUGGGCUUGCCUCUCAAGAUGGUCAUGUACUCAGCCCAUGACAGUACCCUGCUGGCACUCCAGGGCGCCCUGGGGCUCUAUGAUGGACACACACCGCCAUACGCCGCCUGUCUUGGCUUUGAGUUCCGGAGGCGCCUCGAGGACCCCGAUGAAGAUGUUGGGAAUGUCACCGUCUCCCUAUUCUACCGCAACGACUCGACACGCCUGCCCCGGUCCCUCAGCCUGCCAGGGUGCCCAGGGCCCUGUCCACUGGGCCGGUUCCACCAGCUGACUGCCCCCGCCCGCCCGCCGGCUCAGGGCAUCCCCUGCCAUGGUCCCCAGCAGCCCGAGCCCCCCACCACCGUGGUGUCCCUGCUGGCUGGGGCAGUGGUCGCACUGGCCCUACUGAGUGCGGGGCUAGGGUUGCUGGUCUACAGACCCGGGUGCCUGCGGGCCUGGGGGGGCCCCGUGUGA
Molecule: messenger RNA, 1275 nt
Organism: Suncus etruscus (white-toothed pygmy shrew)
Lineage: Eukaryota; Metazoa; Chordata; Mammalia; Eulipotyphla; Soricidae
Gene: ACP4
Product: acid phosphatase 4
Exons: 11
Coding region: 1-1275 (424 amino acids)
Biological process (GO): peptidyl-tyrosine dephosphorylation involved in inactivation of protein kinase activity; regulation of neuronal synaptic plasticity; lysosome organization
Cellular component (GO): postsynaptic membrane; lysosome
Molecular function (GO): acid phosphatase activity; receptor tyrosine kinase binding; protein tyrosine phosphatase activity
Source: RefSeq, a predicted model, not a curated record